AUGUGGUUCACUUAUCUGAUGAUAUAUCUCGAAAAAGUUCUCAAAUUCCGAAGUUCACGGGCAGGAUUAUUGAUGUUGAUUGGACAAGUAACAGAUGCUGUGUCCACUCCUAUUAUUGGUAUUGCUAGCGAUUCAAGUGUAUUGCCAAAAAUCUUUGAUAAAAUUGGUCGGAGAAUGUCGUGGCAUAUAAUAGGUACUAUCUUUGUAUCUAUUUCAUUCCCCUUCAUAUUCAAUCGCUGCUUAUUCUGUUCGGAGGAUCAAUCUGAGUGGUUGAAGGUUCUAUGGUUUAUUCCUUUCAUUAUGGUUUUCCAAUUUGGAUGGGCGUCGGUGCAGACCUCACAUCUAGCGCUAAUACCGGAACUAUCUUCACUUGAUAGUAGUCGAACUACGAUGAACUCACUAAGAUAUUCAUUCACUGUUGUAGCAAAUCUCUCAGUGUUUCUUGUUCUUGCUCGGUUUUUGUCUGAAAAUACGCAUCAGUCGCAAAUCGGACCCGCUGAUUUUCAGCAUUUCCGGACUGCUGGUUUUCUGGUCGUAGCAGGAGGACUGGCAGUCACUAUGCUGUUCUACCUGCUUGUUCGUGAACCUAAAUUUGGAAGGAGAUUGAGUCGUGCCCAUUCCUUUUCAUCCGAUGCAAGUGAGCUUGUAAGAAUGCACUGGACAAGCUGGUUUGGCCAUAUACAGUUUUACCAGAUUGCUCUUCUGUACAUGUUAUCUCGCUUAUACGUCAAUAUAUCACAAGUUUACUUUCCGUUUUAUAUAACACUGACACAGAAUUAUGAGAAGAAAUAUGUCGCUAUAUUCCCUAUGGUCUCCUAUCUUUCAUCGUUUCUG
Cylicostephanus goldi is the source of this 834-nucleotide messenger RNA. The record is from the annotation of a GenBank genome assembly. NCBI's taxonomy places the organism in Eukaryota, Metazoa, Nematoda, Chromadorea, Rhabditida, Strongylidae.